AUGAGCAAAACGACGUACCGCCCAUUUUUUGGUGCAACCUAUACCAAUAGAGCUUUCGUGCAAGCUGUUGUCAAAGAAAAGGGGGACUCUGACUCCUCAUCAGAAGACGAGAAAGAAGACCAUCAGUGCAUCUCAUGGAGCGGGUUGAGCAAGACAAUCCCAGUUCUCCUGUUUUUACCCGAGGCUGCUGUAUCAAAAGAUCGGAACAUCUGCUCCAUAGGAGAGCGAUACAACAUGGCCUUCAAGAUUGUGCGCACAGAAAGCCGCCUGGUGCGAGGAAUACUCACCAACCACGGAUUCCACGAGGUUCAUCCGAACAGCAAUGACUUCAACCUGAUGUGGACGGGAUCUCACCUGAAGCCUUACGUACUGCGCAGCCUUCAAGACUUCCAGAAGGUCAAUCACUUUCCCAGGUCGUACGAGUUAACCCGCAAAGACCGGCUGUAUAAAAACAUCCAGCGAAUGCAGCAGACUCACGGAUUCAAACAUUUCCACAUCAUUCCUCAGACGUUCGUGCUUCCCUCAGAGUACCAGGAAUUCCGCAACUGUUUUGCCAAAGACAAGGGUCCAUGGAUAAUCAAACCAGUAGCAUCAUCAAGAGGACGGGGCAUCUAUUUAGUCAGCAAUCCAAAUCAGAUUUCAAUGGAUGACAACAUCCUGGUUUCCCGCUAUAUUAACAACCCACUAUUAAUAGAUGACUUCAAGUUUGACAUGCGUUUGUACGUGCUGGUGACCUCAUACGAUCCUCUUCUCAUCUAUGUGUAUGAGGAGGGACUGGCUCGAUUUGCCACGGUGAAGUACGAUCAGACUUCAACUAACAUCAAGAACACUUUUAUGCAUCUCACCAACUACAGUCUCAACAAAAAGAGCAGUGAUUAUGUCAGCUGCGAUGACCCAGAAGUAGAGGAUUAUGGGAACAAAUGGAGUAUGAGUGCAGUGUUGAGGUAUUUGAAGCAGGAGGGAAAGGACACCACAUUGCUGAUGAGUCAAAUCGAGGAUCUUAUCAUCAAAGCUGUGCUUAGUGCCGAGCAGCAGAUAUCCACCGCAUGCAAGACGUUUGUCCCCCACAAAACCAACUGCUUUGAGCUGUACGGAUUUGAUGUGCUCAUUGACUCCAACCUCAAACCCUGGUUGUUGGAGGUGAAUCUCUCCCCCUCUCUAUCAUGUGAUGCUCCCUUGGAUCUAAAGAUAAAGGCCAGCAUGAUUGCAGACAUGUUUUCACUUGUGGGCUUUGUGUGUCAAGAUCCGCUGCCAAAGCAGGCCCGCUCUGACAGGGUCGUGUCAGAAAAGCACCCUGCAGCCCAAAGAGCACAGCGACAGAAACAAACAUCCACCACAAACCCAGAAACAGACGCACAGGGUCUGAAGCACAGCAGAGGAGACAGCACGCUCAGCUUGACUUCAGAGGAGAUCAAAGUGCUAAGGAGGAUAAAGGAGGAAUAUGAGAGACGAGGGGGCUUCAUCAGAAUCUUCCCCACUGUGGAAACAUGGGAGCUCUACAGUGUAUACUUGGAGUCCAAACCAUCAAUGAACUUCAUGCUGGCGAACAGACUUUUCCAUGGAAGGAAUGUUAACGAGAACGUGCAGCUGCAGGUGGACGCGGUCCAUGACUGUCAUGUUGUCCAGUAUGAGAGGAAGCUGCUGUCUCUGGAGGCACGGAAAAGGAGGCAGCGCCACCUGACUUACGGCUCGGCGGGAAGGAAGAAAACAUGGGGCGGAAAGAAAUCCAAGGCCUCCCUGACUGAGAGCAGCAGCCCAGGGGUUGAGGAGUGUGCUCCACAGCAAAGAGAGGAGGUUAAAGAGCUUUUUGAGCCAAUUUCACACAAGCAAAGAAAACAAGUGGCCUCACCAUUGGAGCCCUGCCACAGCAUACCUCUGUCCAGCUCAGGAGCAGCCAUUCACAAUACCAGGCCCAAAAUCAACCUGCUCAACAUCCUUGAGCAGAACUGGGACCUCAGUAAAGUACAGGCCCGGAUUGCUUUUUCGGCAUAUCUGCAGCGUGUCCAGCAAAGGCUAUUAGCAGAGAGCAGAGCCAGCUCCAUCCCAGCUUGGCCAGACAGGGACAAUGACCAAAUGGAGCUGGUGAUUCGCUUCCUGAAAAGAGCAGCUCGAAAUCUUCAGCAAGACAUCAAAGUAGUCUCCCCGGAUCCACACCUACCACUUCAGGACUGCAAGCGCCUCCUGUCCCAGCAGUUAGGGGAAUUUAUCCUCUGUUACAACAAGGAAACUGAACAUAUGGUGAGAAAACUGGGCAACAGUGAGGAAAAGGGCUGUGUUAACUACUCCAUAUUUGAGGAGUACAUCACUACAGCAAGUGAAAGCAGUCUGGAGGAAGUCCUGACAUUCUACACGCAGAAAAAUAAAUCAGCCUCUGUCUUUCUAGGAACCAAAGACAAAAGUGUUAAGAAAGACACUCUUGGCAUAAAUUUCCCAGGAGAUUCAAGCAACUCUCUGCCUCCAGCCAAAGAGGAUUCCAGCACUUCGGAGUCCUUGCUCACCACGGGGAAACUCAAUUGUGACCCGAACAUCAAGGCCAGUGAGAAACAGUCAUCUGUUUCUGGGAUUUCUGCAGACCAACAGCCAGAGGCCACAAGAGGAAAAACUCAGCCAGCAGUCCAGUCGUCUCAUCACCGCUCCGAUUUCCCGUUGAAUUUGGACUCAGAUCACAUUUGCUUCCAGAACUUGACGUCUGCUGCAGCUCCUCUGCACUGUCCUCCACCGCCACCGCCUCUUCAGCCUCCAUCUUACAUGCAGAGUUUGGCAAAAUCCCAGCUCUGUCAGUCAGACGCGUUUUCCGCGCCUCCGGAAUACCCCUCCACAACCGUGAUGCCACAGCCACCAAGACUGGCGUGGACCUCCACAUCCAACGACUCUACUGCGGCGAAGGCAGCAACCCCAGCACUCCGAAGGAUACAUUCGUUUACCAUGUCCGCAUCUCGCUUCGGAGCAGCCUCCUCAGUCCCAAGUGCCACACACAUUUACAGCCAGAAGCUUUCCAGACCCACAUCUGCUGGCCAAGUGGUCACUGGGAGCGUGUCCAAGUCGAAUUCAGUGGCAACUUUCAGGGAGUUGCACUCGCUGUCUGCCCAAGCCCUGGCGAACCAGCAGUCCUUCAUCUCAGCCCUGCAGAAGCUGGCCGAGAGGCAGGUCGCACGCCGCUGUGCCAGCUCCAGCCACAUCAACCUCCUGACACAACAUUUGACCAGACUAAAUCUGUCUAAUGGGAUGCUGAACUCUGCAACUACUGUGAGACCUAUUCAAGCGAUUCCCUCUGGAAAUGAUCAGCAAAGCAGCUUGAGACCACCAAAGGAAGAUGUUUGGGGAGUGAAGGUCCAGACUGUGUCCGACACGGACCUUAAGCAGCACCACCAUCCGGCCCAGACCAGCUACCCACUCCAGUUUGCUGUUCACCAGCUACAACAGCAAAGACUGAAGUCCCAACAAUUUCCAGACCAAGACCGUUUCGGACAUCAGGUUCCUAUAAAAUCCUCCAGCUGCACUCCGUCCACCUUGCAUGCUCAACCCAAUCCGAGCCACGGCCGCAGCCACCACCACACCUGUGUCAGCCCGACGAUUGCUCCAAAGCCGCCCAGUGUUGCCCGAGAGGGUCAAACAAGGAAAACUGCUUCUAAACGCCUAAUUAGGCAGACAUCCUCUGAGAGUUCAGCCGCGGGAUCUGUGUCAAGUGGCCAGCAGGUGAUCUACGAGGCCAUCUGCGGUAAAACAGGUCUCUACCGGAAGCUCCUCCAAGAUAAGGAGUCUUCUCCCAGAUGACAGGAAAGAGAUCCGGGGUGCGUCCUGCCACUCUGCAGGCCCGACAGGUGUCUCUGCAUGUAACCACAUCUCACAGAAGAAGUGUAUUCUGGGAAAGGACAACAGAUAAAAGUAUCCUAAGCAUCGAGCAGGGUCCUAUUAAUUUCUCUUUCGCGUAGCCGCAGACAUGCGAGCGAGUCGUUUUGCCAGCUCAGGAAUGCCCAGCUUUGACGCAGGCUGGGAUUUUGUUGCACACCUCUCCCCCCCCCUCCACCUUCCUUUCAUUGCCCUUGGCUACAAUCAGUUUACAUCCCAACAGCUGCCCGCCCCCAUUCCCUCCAUGCUACUAAUGCCACAGCAAGAUUUUACUGACAGAUAGCCUUCAGCAGAUGGUUUUUCAAGCCCUGUUGGUAUUUAACUGCAGGAUUUAGUGUUUGAUUCUGCGCCUAGGCACAGGCAUGUCAAAUCCAGGGCACUCCCCAGCUGAUAGAAGAGAAAAGAUGCGGAAGAGCUAAUAGAGGAAGUGUUUUCAACAAAUGUCAUUGUGUCUAAUCGGAGUGCAGUACUUUCAAAUCAUUCUGAUACUUUCAUGGAUUUUAUCUGUUUAUUGGUAAAUAACUAGAGUUUAAUAUUUAAGAAUUUUAAAGUGUGUUAUUUUUAAAUGUUUUCUCAAAUGGACCAAAUGUCUAACAAAUUGAAUGCACAUAAUUUAGUCAAUGCACUUAAAAAAAUGCAUUUUUUAAAUGUAUGUAGCUCAAAGCAGAACUUAAAUGAUCAUUUUAUGUAAAUACAGAGGUUUAAUGUUAGCUAAAGUCAGACCAGCAGGCCGUUAUAGUGAGUUUUCUCAGGGUGUGUUUACAAAUCUGUGUUUAUUGUGUCCAAAAUACUUGAAUUUUAUGCACGAUUUGAUCAACUGGAGACCUUUACUUUAUGUUUUUGCACUUAUCGUGGUUUUGGUGGAGUACAAUAUAUAAUCAGUGCUUUAAAGCCAGCGCCCGUUACAAAGUGAGUGUUUACCGUGUACGUGCAUGGAAAUGGAUUCUUUUGUAGCAAUUGAAAUAAACGUUUGAAAACGA
This is a messenger RNA of Oryzias melastigma (Indian medaka), 4829 nucleotides long. It is a transcript of the gene ttll5, whose product is annotated as tubulin tyrosine ligase-like family, member 5. Gene Ontology annotation, cellular component: cilium. The transcript has 32 exons. Gene Ontology annotation, biological process: microtubule cytoskeleton organization; protein polyglutamylation. Gene Ontology annotation, molecular function: tubulin-glutamic acid ligase activity; tubulin binding. Lineage: Eukaryota; Metazoa; Chordata; Actinopteri; Beloniformes; Adrianichthyidae. The record is from RefSeq and is a predicted model, not a curated record. Bases 1 to 3774 code for a protein of 1257 amino acids.